AUGUCUCCCAAACUGUAUGUUUGCAUAGCUUUCUCUUUUGUGAACGCAGUGACAGCAUUUGUCAUUUCGUGGUUGAUGCAGGCUCGUAUCACGACAUUUGAUAUUACUGCGUUUACGCAUGGGUGGGAUAUGCCCCAAAAGACAGAGGCAUGUCGAAGUGCUGGGGUGCUCUACCUGAUCCUGGGCGCGUGUUUCUCCGCAUACGCUCUCUACUUGCGCUAUGCUACGCGCGCAGAACAGUUAAGGCGCUACGAAAUGGAGCUUGCGGGAAUGCCAGAGGGGACGCCGCUCUUACGCGGCCCGGUCACUAACGGGAGUUUCCCACAGAGUAAACAAAAUCAGGGAGCCACCGGGCCCCGCUCCAAAGAAAGUUAUGGAGCAGACAGUAGCAAUUGA
Messenger RNA from Trypanosoma brucei brucei TREU927, 396 nucleotides. RefSeq lists its product as hypothetical. NCBI's taxonomy places the organism in Eukaryota, Euglenozoa, Kinetoplastea, Trypanosomatida, Trypanosomatidae. The record is from RefSeq and is a predicted model, not a curated record. The transcript has a single exon. Bases 1 to 396 code for a protein of 131 amino acids.